GGUCUCGGGCAGAAACCAGUAACUGGAGCAGGAGAUCAGGAUCUCGGGGUAAAUUGGAGGGGCGGCUCAUGGAUACAAAGUUGCCAGAAAAGCCCCAGAUCUGCCCCAGAGGCAGCCGUCAGAUCGACUUCAUCGAAGAUCCGGAAUCCUUCGCCUACAGCGACUUCUUCCACCAGUAUUUGCUCACCAACACUCCGUGCCUCUUCUCUGCCAAGUUCACCGAAAGCUGGGGCUGCCGCGGAGAUUGGGUCACCUCUGGGGGCCGACCGGACUGGGACCACCUGCUGCAGAACUUUGGAGACGCAGUUGUUCCCGUGGCAAACUGUGGCAUUAAGGAGUAUAAUUCCAAUCCCAAGGAACGGAUCCCGCUGCGGGAGUACAUCAGAUACUGGAGGGAUUACUCGGAGAACGGCUGCCGCUCUCCCAGGGGGUGCCUGUAUCUGAAAGACUGGCACAUGCGCAGAGAGUUCCCAGACCGCGCCGUGUACAGCACUCCCGAGUAUUUCUCUUCGGAUUGGCUGAACGAAUAUUGGGACUUCAUUGAUGGAGACGACUAUCGCUUUGUCUACAUGGGACCCAAAGGUUCUUGGACUCCGUUCCACGCCGAUGUCUUUCGCUCGUUCAGUUGGUCGGCCAACGUCUGCGGUCGUAAGAAAUGGCUGCUGUUCCCCCCGGGGCAGGAGGAGCAUCUCCGGGACCGCCACGGAAACCUGCCGUACGACGUGACAUCGGCUCCGCUUCACGAUCUCAGCUUGUACCCAAACGCACACAAGUGCUGCUCGCCCCUCAGCGUCAUACAGGAACCAGGGCAGAUGAUCUUCGUUCCGAGCGGCUGGCACCACCAGGUCUACAACUUGGAAGACACGAUUUCCAUCAACCACAACUGGGUGAACGGCUGCAAUGUGCUGCUCAUGUGGAAAUUCCUCCAAGGAGAGCUGGAAGCGGUUCAUGCGGAGAUCGGAGAGUGGGAAGACACCAUGGAGGACUGGCAUGGGCACUGCCAGGUAAUCAUGAAAUCCUGCACCGGAAUUGACUAUAAAGAAUUCUACAGUUUCAUUAAGAUAAUUGCAGAAAAUCGUAUUGGAGUUUUGCAGAAUUCUAGCGAAGAAAGAAAGAAAGCUCUCUCUGAAGAAAGCUCGGCCGGCUGCGAUCCGACGCUCCCGGGACCCCCACACGCCGCGUUCGAUCUGAAGAAGGCCGCGGAAAUUUUAACGCUAAUGUUGGCCGAUGACGACUUUCAAAAACUGGACAAAGAGCCUCUGUCCCCGCGCCCCGACGAAUUAAUGCAGCGGCUGAAAACCUACGCUUAGUCCUCCCCGCGUUCGAUAAUAACAGCGCUACGAUGUAAAACA
Molecule: messenger RNA, 1352 nt
Organism: Spea bombifrons (plains spadefoot toad)
Lineage: Eukaryota; Metazoa; Chordata; Amphibia; Anura; Pelobatidae
Gene: JMJD4
Product: jumonji domain containing 4
Exons: 7
Coding region: 69-1310 (413 amino acids)
Biological process (GO): positive regulation of translational termination; negative regulation of gene expression; protein hydroxylation
Cellular component (GO): nucleus; cytoplasm
Molecular function (GO): histone H4R3 demethylase activity; sequence-specific DNA binding
Source: RefSeq, a predicted model, not a curated record